AAAUUGCUUUUGGCUCCACCCUCAUCUCGGUGACACCAGUGACCCUCAGGGCAAGACAUGUGUUUGUCUCUGUGACUAAAGGGAGGGGGAGCGGGUAGAAGGGCCUGCUGUGCUGGUCAAGUGAGUCCUGGACUGAGGCAGAGGUCAGGUCACAGCUCUUUGGAAACCGGCUCCUCGCAGCAGCACGGGCAGCAGGCUGACAAGGCGAGGGCCAGUCACCCUGCGUGCAGGGCGGCGCUGGACGCUUUCAUCCCGGUUUACCCCUUUUAAAGCGCCAGGGUUGGGAGACCACCCCACUCCUUAACCCGCUCAACAGAGUCCGCUCCAAGUUCGCAAUUAAGAGCUAUGGAAUCCCUGACAGCUCCGCCCCUUCUGGGGUCUGAACAGGCGCUAUUGGAUCUUCCCAUCCCGAGGGCUAUGCAAGUAGGACCCGGGUUACCCCCUCGCCCUGGCUCGGUGUUUCUCUCGCCUUCCCUACUCUGAGAAAGUCCCUUCCCUGUAGCUAAAGGACUGUGAAGUCCUCGGGGUCCUUCACCUCCUCUACCCCCUGUCCCGGCCGCGAGACAGCCUGGCGGGUUGGCCCUGAGGGCGGGUCCUCGCCCCAAAGGCAGCGGCUGGCGCGGCCCUGGGGGACCUGCGUGCAUCCCGCCCCACGGUCUCCCGAAUCCUGGGGCCACACCAGCCUUUCCACAGCCGAGGCCACGCUGCCAGCGUGGUGGUGUCCCCGACUGCCCCAACCUCCGACAGGCCGACCGGCGACCCCCUAUAGCUCGCGGAGCGGCUGGGCUCUGGAAAGUGGCGACUGUCGUCCUCCGCGGUCUCCGCAGCCCAAGGGGCGUGGACGCGGGCGGGGCCGGCAGCGGCGCUUUAAGAGGCUGCGCCCGGGGAGGCCGGCCCCACAGCGACCCGAGCGAUGGACAUGGCCCGGGACUGCGCCGGAGCCCUCCUCAGGCCCCUGACGUUUAUGGGGUCGCAGACGAAGAAGGUGCUGCUCACACCCCUCAUGCGUCCCGCUCGCCCCUUCCGGGUCUCCAACCAUGACAGGAGCAGCCGCCGAGGGGUGACCGCCAGCAGCCUGCAGGAGCUCCUCAUCAAGACCCUGGAUGCCCUGGUUAUUGCCAGCGGACUGGUCACGUUGGUGUUGGAGGAGGACGGCACCGUGGUGGACACGGAGGCGUUCUUCCAGACCCUGGGGGACAACACGCACCUCAUGGUCCUGGAGAAGGGACAGAAGUGGACACCGGGUGCUACCUACAUCCCAGCCCGCCAGCCGCCAAAGAGACAGGGGAUCGCGAGAGUAACCUUCGACUUGUACAAGCUGAACCCCAAGGAUGUCAUCGGCUGCCUCAACGUGAAAGCCACUAUGUACGAGAUGUACUCGGUGUCCUACGACAUCCAUUGCCCGGGGCUCAAGGCCCUGCUGAGGAGCCUGCUGUUGUUCCUGUCUCACACCGCCCAAAUGACCGGUCAGUGUCUCGUCCACACGGGCACCUACAUGCUCCGAGUGCUGGCUGACACAGAGGAGCGGGCGGUGCCCAGCCCGCGCCCUCGCCGGGGGAUCACGAGUGGAUAGGGGUGCACAGUGCAGAGUCUCCGCUGACCUCAACCCCGCAGGUCCCUCUCCAGGGACGCAUUCGGAAGACGCUGUGUUCCCACCACGUGUCCCCUGCUCAGGAAAGAAAAGGGGCCUGAGGGCACUGCCAGGGGCCAGGCGGUGGAGGCCCCCUGGGUGGGGAUGGGGUGGGGGGACGCGGGCAGCAUGAGGCCUGCGGCUCCACAAUAAACCAGUCAAGAGAGUCGCUGUGAUACCGCA
Molecule: messenger RNA, 1813 nt
Organism: Aethalodelphis obliquidens (Pacific white-sided dolphin)
Lineage: Eukaryota; Metazoa; Chordata; Mammalia; Artiodactyla; Delphinidae
Gene: CIDEA
Product: cell death inducing DFFA like effector a
Exons: 5
Coding region: 914-1573 (219 amino acids)
Biological process (GO): apoptotic process; regulation of apoptotic process; lipid storage
Cellular component (GO): lipid droplet
Source: RefSeq, a predicted model, not a curated record